Poecilia reticulata (guppy) is the source of this 3622-nucleotide messenger RNA. The record is from RefSeq and is a predicted model, not a curated record. Lineage: Eukaryota; Metazoa; Chordata; Actinopteri; Cyprinodontiformes; Poeciliidae.
AGUCGGUGGCUGGGCUUGCUAAAGACGUUGAGCUGCAGUCAUCACUGACUCAGUCCAUCAUCAUCGGCUUUACCUGAAGUAAACAUUYACUGCGAUUAAAAUACAUCGAUUCUAACCAGAUCAAAGUAACAUUUACUGACCCGUUUAACUCUUCUGCACCUAAAUAACAGGGUUUUUUCACCAAGCGUCAUAAAAAGGAUCAACAAACAUGUUCUACACCUGUGGUCCCAACGAAGCCAUGGUGGUGUCAGGUUUCUGUCGUUCUCCUCCGGUGAUGAUCGCUGGAGGCCGAGUGUUUGUCUUCCCGUGCAUUCAACAGAUACAGAGGAUUUCUCUGAACACUCUGACUCUGAAUGUGAAGAGCGAUAAGGUCUACACCCGCCAUGGGGUUCCCAUCUCUGUUACCGGCAUCGCUCAGAUGAAGAUCCAGGGCCAGAACAAGCAGAUGCUGGCUGCAGCCUGUCAGAUGUUCAUGGGGAAGUCUGAGGCUGAAAUCGCUCACAUCGCCCUGGAGACGCUGGAGGGACACCAGCGGGCCAUCAUCGCCCACCUGACUGUAGAGACGAAGCAGCGAAUUGAGGAGGAGAAGAUGCAGGUCCAGGUGGUGGAGCGCACGCAGCAGAUCAUGCUGCAGGAGCAGGAGAUCACCCGCAGGGAGAAGGAGCUGGAGGCCAAGGUGAAGAAACCGGCCGAGGCCGAGCGGUACCGCCUGGAGAAACUGGCWGAGGCGCAGAGAAUGAAGAUGAUCAUGGAGGCAGAGGCUGAAGCUGAGUCCAUCAGGGUUAAAGGUGAGGCUGAGGCGUUUGCAGUGGAGGCCAAAGGUCGCGCUGAGGCGGAGCAGAUGGCAAAGAAGGCCGAAGCCUUCAGGGAAUACAAGGAUGGAGCCAUGGUGGACAUGCUGCUGGAGAAACUGCCUCUGAUGGCAGAAGAGAUCAGCAGGCCUCUGUGUGAAGCCAACAAAGUGACYAUGGUGUCCAGUGGAGGAGGAGAUGUGGGUGCCGCCAAGCUGUCAGGGGAGGUUCUGGAGAUCAUGACCCGCCUCCCCGAAGCCGUGGAGAAGCUGACCGGAGUCAACAUCUCUCAGGUGACUUCUCGAACAGGCUGAAGGGAAUCAGACCAAUGAGCUUCUUGAUAUAUCUGUUCUCUGUCUGCCUUCUGCUUUCUCACCUUUGACCCUCUGUGUCGCUUCUUUCCCUCCGCUGGUUUGUUAUUGAUGUCGUUCAUUAUCUGAGUUAAAUAUUUAAACAAGUGGUACUACAGUUAUAGCAAAAGUCUUAAAGUACCUUUCACUUCUUCAUAUCUUGUUUCCAAGGUACCAGACCUUUUUUGUGGUCUUGUUUCUAGCAGCAGAAUUAGCUUUAUUUUGUGUUUUUAAAUAAUGUUUUCAUAAGUUUAAGGCUGUCAAAUUGUUGUUUUUAUUAAAAUUUUUUCACUUAUGCACUAAAAUUAUAAAAAAAAUGCUUUAUUUGCUUUGCAAAAUGGUGCAAUGUUCAAAAUKACUAAAACAAAUUAUUUACUAAUAACCCCAGAAUGAUUUAUUGUUCAGAAUUAAGUAGCCAAAAAAUGAAAAAUUUUCACCUGAAAAUGUUUAGAAAUUGGACUGAAAAUGAAUAUUAGAGUCCGUUUGCCUGGAAAUAAAACCCACAGAAAUGAAAGGUAACUCAAACUUUUGCGCAGAAUUUCUUUUACUGCUUUAAUUUCACAUGAAUAUUGUUACUGUUUCUUACUAUAUAUUUCCCAUCAAUACUUACGCAGGCUUUAUUGUCRUCAGUCUCACAUUACUUACUGUAAUACCAAUAGAUUUAAUGCAUCUUAUUMAUUUUAGAAAUGCCCUCCCUGAUAGAUUAAACACACUCAACGUGUAGCUCAUUUUUUWAAUGAUUUUUGUACAUCUUCUGCCUGCUGUUUGUGCUUUCAUGCCACGCCUCCCUCUGUGUUUACCUCCAAYGUCUCUGACACUGCCAGUGUCCGCUGCCUUGCUGCCAAACCUCAAGUGCAUCUUAGCAUGACCGUCUAAUACUAACAGGAAACACCAUUACAUUCAUAUUUUCAUAACCUGUUUCUGACAGUCUGACAAUGAUUUUUUUUUUACACAUUUUAGUUUUUUAAACAGCAUAAACUAUUUAAAAAUGACAGGUAAUAAUAUAAACUAAGAUUAAGUUUGUUAUGUUUAUGUUUUUUGUGUUUUCUGCACUUCWUUUGUUUAAUUUUCAAGCAUGAUUCGUUAGGAGAGAUUUGCUUAACGCGAACCAGUAAUUGCACUGAAAACAUGCUGUCCUCAGAGMACUUCUGAAAAUGAAACACAAACCAUUGCAAAUUACAUGAAGCAUGAUUUUUAGACUCUAGGAUUGUGGUUGAAGUGCAUCAAUUAAACGGGUUAAUUUUUUACUUGACAAUCUCAAGCUUUCAGCAGGUYUCGGGUUUGACAAAGUCUAAGCCUAACAUGGUGGGUUCCUAUUGGGAUUUUUUGGUAAAGUUCUAUAGGAUCUUUCAAACAGUUGAAUUCUGGAGAAAAAUAUGACAUUUUAGAAGUUAAAACACUACUUUGGGAUUCUAAAAUUAACUGUAUUUUAAAUUAGCAGAGAUCUGAAUCCCAGACUCUGAACAAGAGGAGGAAAAAUCUGAUAAAUCUGGUCCAGAUAUGAUGCAACGUUAUGAGAACCGGUAGUCUUGAUUGGUUCCUUUAGUGAUUCUGUAAUUUACACUAUGAUUAAUAGUUUUUUCAGGAUGGUUGCAUGCAUAUUUUUAAAAAUACCUUCAAAUUCAAAAAGACUUUAUUUAUCCAAAUGGGGUUAGUUAAAACUUAUUUUUGUAAUGCCUCUAUAUCUAGAAAACACUAAWUUCACUUUGAAUAAUCACUUWAAUCACAAAAAAUAUCCUAACAUGCCUUAAAUCACAAACCUGUCUCACUGUCAGCCUCUACCUCAAGGAUUGGACCGGUUGCAUGAAACACUUCAUUGGUUUAUGAUUUCAAUGCUUCACAGGUGAGCUUAACCUGUGAAGAAGCUUCUAGCCAUUUUACAGUAUUUAUUUGUGUCAUUUAUGUAUAAUUUAUUUAGCUGUAGGUAAAAUGUAUUCCAAGUGUUGCCGCCUCUUCUCUUUCCCCUCUGACCCUGCUGCUUCUUUAGUUGUGUAUAAACUCUGCACUGCUGGUUGUUACACUGCAGCCAUAUGUACUGAAAUGGCUUUUAAGUGGUAUAAUUUAUGUAUCUGAAGACAACCACUGCUGUUUUUAUGCAUGCAUCACCACCUAUUACACUUGAAUUGUAUUGUAUUGUAUUGUCUUGUAUACUUAGAGACGGUGUAUGUUUGUAGCUGGGACACAGCAGACGACUGUCACCAUGGAAAUGUUCAUCUACUGUGUUCACAACUGAGUCAUAUAGAAGAGACACUACAUGUGGAUUAUAUGUAAUUUAUGCAGAAUAUAUUUGAUAAAACAGUGUCCAUGUAGCAUCAUCUGUUUCACAGGUUAACUAUAGAUAACUCUACUAACCUUAACAAAGAUAAGCUCUAUGAUUAUAAAUGUAUUAAAUCUAUAGUGAGUUUACUAAAGUUCUCUUGUAUAUGAAGCUUUGGCAGUGUUGAUAUUUACACCUUGGUGAAUAAUAUCACUGUCGGGCAU